AUGCAAGAAGAAAUGGACGCCUUAAUAGAGAACAAUACAUGGUCACCGGUUCCAAAACCCCAAAAUAAACAGAUCAUAAAUAAUAAAUGGAUAUUCAAAUUAAAGUUGGACGAAGAAGGAAAUCCAUUAAAGUACAAAGCUAGAUUAGUAGCUAAAGGAUAUACCCAAAUAAAAGGUUUUGAUUAUUCUGAUACCUACUUACCUGUAGUUAAUAUCAUUACAAUACAAACUUUACUUGCAAUAGUAAAUCAAAGGAAUAUACGCCUCAUUCAGAUGAAUAUGACUACAGCUUUUCUCAAUGGUAUUUUAGAGGAAGAGCUUUACAUGAUACAACCUGAUGACCAAGAAAAUAGUUUGGUUUGCAAACUACAUAAAUUACUCUAUGGUCUUAAACAAUCUUCAAAUUGUUGGAAUAAACGUUUUAAUAAUUUCAUAUGUCAACAAGAUUUAGCAAGAAGCAAAUCCGAUCAAUGUUUGUAUGUAAAAUUGAAUGAUGACAAUAAUUUGUAUUUAUUGUUGUAUGUAGAUGAUGUGUUAAUGGCUGGUAAUUCAAUGAAGGUGAUCUUCUAAUAAUAAACAGUUGACAGUUUUUAUGCCCAUGGGCUUUUCUAUUACAUUAACGUAACUUUACUUUUAUUUGAUGAUUAAUGAUUCAAUAAAAUAAUUCUUUAUUCUUCCCAUAAAAACAUGUGUUUAUUUAUUUAGAUGAAUGUCAUUUUUCCGUUUUUCCCCUAAUAACCCCUUCCACCUUGAGGUGUGCCUGAUGGGACUGAAUAUGUAGAAGACCUGUAAUCAGGCAUGUAGCCAGGGGGACCUAGGUGGGCAGAGCCCAUCUUUAAUUUACUCUAGGCCAUGGUUGCCCUCCCAAAUUCAAAAUAUAAUUAUUUUUACCACAUUAUUAAAAAUGUGAUUAUGCACAUUGAAAUAGAUCUAUUGUGAUUACUACUAGGUAAUGCAAUUAGUAUAUUCGUGGAUAACAUCAUCAGAAAAAGAUAAAUAAUAGAGUCUUGAUAAAAAUACUUGUUUUAUAGACAAUAAUAUACUUAGACUAGUUCUAUAUAAGGGCAGAACUAAAAAUUAAUUAUAACAUUAAAGUAAACAACUUGAUGAAUUUAAUUGAAUUACUUGAAAAGUAUAAGUUUGGGUUCAAUGAAACCUAUAGACUAGCCAUUAUUAUAAUAACUUGUCCAGUAUUUAGUGCUGCCAAAGAACUUUUUCAUGUCUGAGACAACUGAAAAAUUACAUGAGGAAUUAAAUGACAAAUGAUUGUUUAAGUAAUUUGGUUUCAAUAAGCUUAAAAAAAAAAUUUCCAAGAACCUUGAUUUAGAUAUUUUUGUAUAAUUGUUUUCAGAAAAUCAUAAAAACAGACAAAUUAUUUUAUAUUGAAUUGUUUAAUAUUUUUAUAAGUACUCAUAAUUGAUAUUUACUGUAUUAUUAAUAUUUUCUACUUGUAUUGCAUGUAGUUUUUUAAAAACUGAGUUGUUUAAAAAUUAUAGUUUAUUUAAAAAUCAAUUAUACAUAUUAUUUUUGAUUAGUAUUGAGCUGUAAAUUAAUUUUUGUUAAUAGAAGUUGAGAAAUUUAAUCAAUUUAUAUUGUAAAUAUGUAGGUAGAUUUAUUUUUCAUAGUAUGAAAAAUUUAUCCUAAAAGUGAAGAUUAGGUAAUUCUUUUUUUUUUUUAAUCAGGUACUUUUUUUUUAUUACUGUAAUGGGUAUACUCGUGAGAUUAUUCUCGCACGAUGUCGAUCUUUGUCGUUUUAGGAAAUUAUUUUACGGUUAAACACACACGAGACAUGACACUUCCUGUAAUGAUACAAUAAUUAAAUACAUCACGGUUUUUUAAAUGUUCAUUGUAUACUUGAAUUCUUCCGAGUUUCUUUCAAGUUCUUAUUUUUUCAAAGAAAUACACGAUUCGUAAUCUCGAAGACUGAAUAGAAUGUAGACGGAGCCGUUCUUUUGAUCGUUUAUUUUGUGCCCAUUGAACAAAUAAUAAUAUUCAUCUGUAUAUAUAUACAUAUAUUAUUAAUUAAUAAAACGGAUUCAUCACACGGUAAAACUGUUAAUUUUACGAGACCGAAAUAGAAACCGUUUGUAUACAACUUUCAUACCAGAAAUUUUGUAUCGAUCAUAGACUUCAGGGUUGGUUUUUGGACUGCGAAGGUGUUGUUUUUUUAAGAAAACUUGGAAAACGUGUCGAAAAACUUGGAAUAUUUAUACGCAAUAAUGGUUUUAGUUAUUUUUGAUUAGGUAUUUAUUUUCUUAUAACAUCUUAUCGAUACUUUUUAUAUUACCCUUUUAUAGACGUGGUUGAAUUUUUAAAACAUUCUGACGAAUUUCGGGCUAUUUAUAGCCAUUUAAAUUUUUCAAGUUUUCAGUUAUUAUUUGACAUAAUGUUCAUCAUAGAUUGUAUUAAUAUGGCAUUGAACGCAAUGAAGUUAAAAAUCUGAAGUCACGAUUUUCUUUUAUAAGCGUGCAAAGUUCAAAUUUUAUAAAAAUCACGGCAUUUUGCGUAAAUGAAAAUGUUACGUAAACUUUUGGUUUCAUAAAAAUGUUCAAUUCACGGUAAAUGUUAUCCGAAUUUAUUCAGAAUCGUUUUUUGUUAGCAAUAAUUUUUUUUUAUACUUCAUGAAAUCUGUAAACAUUUCAUUAAACUCAUGAUAUUUUUGUGAAAUGGAUACCUAUUAAAAUUUGACAUAGUGAAAUUUUAUUGUUCUCAUUGUUUUGCUGUCCUGUUUAUUCGUGAGUAAAAUAAAAAAUGAUAUGAUAUUAUGUUGAUUAUUUUUGUUGUUUUUUUAAACAUUUUACUUUUAUCGCACGUAAUCAUUGAAUUAUUUUAAAGUUUGGUAAUUUUGCCGUUACUCGACAAGAAAAUGAACUAAAACCAUCCGUUUUUUCCCUUUGUCCUCACAGCUUCUAUGCACCACACAUAUGUAUCGUUUAAUUGUCCUUUGGAUGCAAAUCAUUUAUAUGAUAUGUAUAUUAUUCUAGAAAUCGAACAUUUCGAUUAGAAUACGCAUAAAUUAUUAGGAAAUGCGCAAUAAUGUAAAUUAUAAUGUUUAGUAAACUACUCAAAACUGGAAUACACGUUACACGUGAAAAUUUGCUUUGAAAUGUGUCAUCUUGACUAAGUUCUGGUUUUAGUUAGUUUCGAUCGGUGAUAUUCUUCUGACACGAUAUCGAUACUCCACAAGAUAGUUCGACACGCGUUCACUAUAAUAAGUUACACUCAGAGUUUUGUGCUAUAGAAUAAUAUAUUGUCCUAUAAAAUUGGAACCAUUUUCAUUGUAUGUACAUCGUACAUUUAAGAAAGCAAGAAAUCUACACAAUAUAUAUCUUCUUCUCUGGUUUGUAGGUCACUAAACACUAUGGUCCAUCUCACACUAAAAGAUGUCCAUCCUUCUCAAUAUUCUGCUGAGUCAGACAAGAUAACCAAUACACCGAUUUUAUCUAGGUAAAAGGUGAAAACGAUGACUAAAUAUUGAUUUUGGAUACAGAUAAAAAUAAUUUACAGUUAUUUACUUAUAGAUACCAUAAACAAAUAAUAGAAACGAUAUAUUAAGAAAAUUAUAAUAAUAGUUUGAAGAUAGAGAAGUUUAUUGUUUAAAAUACGUGUAGAAACCGAGAACUCGUAUGCUUGCACUAGGCUCUCCUUACUUGUUUUUGAAGAUGUAAAAUAAAUUUGUAUAGUACAAUACAUAAGAUGAUACAUUUGUAAAUACUACCAACGUGCGUUUAAUCGCACAAAGAAUAAUCUCAAGGUGAACGGACAUUCGUUUGAACAAGUAGAAAAAUUUAAACAUUUGGAAAUAAAUGUAACACUGUUGCGCCGACAGAUUCCUACGGUAUGACGGUUAACCUGACGACUUGUGCCGCGUAGACAACCGGGUGGUGAGGUGGCAAUAUUAAUUUAAAGUGUUGGAAAUUUAAAACUGCGCGCAUGUGUGGUUUAAAAAGGUAAAAGGCGCGCAAGGCCGAUUAUUAUAAAGUGAUUAAAAAACAAAUGUAUGAUAUUAUACGAACCGUGGUGGAAACUUUUUUCCGACACACAGUAACAACAGCAGUAAUGGUGUUUUAUAUACAAAAAGGACUUAUGACUACUGGCUAAUAAACCAGCUGCGAGAUCGAAAGCGAUAACCCACAAUACAAAUUAAAAAGCAUAGUGCGCGGCUGAUAAGUCGCGAUAGCAACGGUACUGAGGCGGCUACUCACAACGAAUCAGGUGAAGGAGACGUGACGGCGCGGCUGCAAGCCGUGGGCACGACCGCGAAAAUCAGGACGAUACCUUUACAGGCACAAUUCGCCGGUAUUGCCGCACACCGCGCGUUACCGUACAAAAGCGAAAGUUGUUAAGUAUGUGUUGACAGCGGUAGGUCACAUCAAUAAUUCUAACGUAAAGGUUUCCAAACUUUUUACGGCACGGCUCGUUUCGGGAAUAGUUUAAAUUUUGGCGACCCGUGAUAACAUUAAUGACCAUUUUUUUUGGUUUAUUACUUCUAUACAGUAUCCUCACGGUCCGAUUUUCUUUCGCGAAAAGAGCAACGGCAAACAAAGGGUGCGUGGUGACCACGAUCAUCCACGACACGAACGAUGGAUUGAAGACGACGGUCAAGAACUAGCCGUAUACGACGACGGCGAAUAA
Molecule: messenger RNA, 4635 nt
Organism: Cinara cedri
Lineage: Eukaryota; Metazoa; Arthropoda; Insecta; Hemiptera; Aphididae
Source: the annotation of a GenBank genome assembly